This is a messenger RNA of Carassius auratus (goldfish), 1472 nucleotides long. RefSeq lists its product as uncharacterized. The record is from RefSeq and is a predicted model, not a curated record. NCBI's taxonomy places the organism in Eukaryota, Metazoa, Chordata, Actinopteri, Cypriniformes, Cyprinidae. The coding region runs from base 473 to 1171 and encodes 232 amino acids. The transcript has 3 exons.
ACAGAUAUCAAAACAAGUGCAAUUUCGGGCCAUAGGUUCAGUCCUGUGUUUUCUGUAGUCAUUAUCUACUGCAAAACGACCCUACCAGACGCCUGAAAGGAAGACCAGGUUUUGCUGAAGUAGUCAGAUGAAGGCUAGAUUCUGUUGUGACCGUCAGACUUUAAAGAUGAGCAUCUGGCUGAUGAUGAUCUGGGUCACUCACACUGUGGGAACAGGUAAACAGUUUUUACUCUUUUUUUCAUUUAGCAAACAUUUAAUAUGCAGAAGGUAGAUGAUAAUGGAUGGACUAGAUACAUUGAUGGGCAGGAAUUUUGUAGUUAUAAAAAUUGAAUGCUUCUUUAUUUUGAAAUUGAGUUCUAUAAGAAGGCACUAUAGAAAAGAGAUAAUAACAACACAAUAACAAACAUUGCAAUCUUUUCACCUAGGGACGAAGCCCUUCAUUGUAACACAGUGGCCGACAGUGGCUGAGGUGAUGGCUGGAGAAGAUGUCAUUUUAAACUGCAACAUUGUAGAGCUGUACUCCUCGUGUUCAACAGUGGCUUGGCUGAAAGUCAUUCCCGAGAACGCAACGAUCAGCCUGACCGACAGACUUCAGAUCCAUCCUCAUUACUCGUCCAACCAGUGGACCAGUAUUUGUACUGCUGUCAUCACCAAUACAACAGUGCAUGACUCCAGUAUGUACUACUGCGCAGCUGUGCACAGCCGCUUUGCUCACAUCGGUAAUGGAUCCAGAGUCAUUGUGAAAGAACACACUGUGUUUCCUGUUAUUGAUAUUCUUACUCCGCUGAUCACAAACGGUCCUUCGGUCCCUCUUCAGUGUGUUGUGAAGGGGGUCGAGGCUUCUCAAGUUCAUGUGUUCUGGACUGUGGAGGGGAAAAAGGAGAAAGGACAGCCAGUUUUGACACAUGGGAACGAUGGUGUCAUCCAGAUCACUAGGAGCCAGAUCCUGAUGACUGCUGAGGAGUGGGAAAGGAAGGUGCAGUGUGUGUGUGUAGUGCAGUUUGGAGGACAGCUCUAUAACAAGACCCUUCAGCCACAUGAUGCACCAGAUGUGUGUUAUGCAGCAAAAUACAUAUAUUUGUCUGUCUGCUUAAUAUUUGCUCUCCUGCUUCUGGCAACAGUGGUUAUUUAUAGGCUGGGACGGAAAACCUUUUUGAUGAUGUCUCUAUGAAAACACAUAUAGUUUCAAAGAGCUUUCAGUUUAUGUCCAGUAUUUUGCUCUAACCCAUUUUUAUUUAUCAAACUUAUUUUGGUAUUUGGCAUUGCUGUACAUCAGAUGAAAGAAGGCAACAUUUACAAAUAUUUUGACAUCUCUUCCCAAAAAGCAUAAGUAAUUCUGAUAUUUAUGUUCAGAUCGUUAUGGAUCUUUGAUGUUUUGAAUAGUGUUGUUUAUAUUGUGAAUUGAAAUGGUCAAUUUAUACUUUCAUCCAAUAUGUUCUGAACUCUGUUUAUUCCAAUAGACUGAAUAAAAA